Molecule: messenger RNA, 912 nt
Organism: Passer domesticus (house sparrow)
Lineage: Eukaryota; Metazoa; Chordata; Aves; Passeriformes; Passeridae
Gene: SERF1A
Product: small EDRK-rich factor 1A
Exons: 3
Coding region: 289-477 (62 amino acids)
Source: RefSeq, a predicted model, not a curated record
GCCCCCGAGCCCACGCUGCUACACCAAACCCCCACACCUCCCCCGCGCACCCGGGCCGGGCGGACGCGCAGCACGAAGAUCCUGGGGCGGGAGGCAGCGGCGCGCGUCCCGCUGAUUGGGCCGGGUCCGCGCGGCGCCGUGACGUCAGCGCCCAGCCAGCGCUAUAAGGGGCGGCGGCGGCGGGCGGCGCCUCGGACCGUUCCGGCCGGGUGAGCGGAGCGUGCGCCGGGCUCUGCGGGCGCUGUCGGUGGGAGGCGUAGCGGUGCUGCGCCGCCUCAGCGUCUCGCCAUGACCCGUGGGAACCAGCGUGAACUUGCUCGCCAAAAGAACCUGAAGAAAACUCAGGAGAUCCUCAAAGGCAAAAGGAAAGAAGAUAGUUUGUCGGCUUCUCAGAGGAAACAAAGGGACUCUGAAAUCAUGCAGCAAAAGCAAAAAGCAGCUAAUGAAAGGAAGUCUCUGCAGGCAGGAGCAAAAUGAGCUGCCGCUAUGGAGAAGGCGAGUGCACUGAUGAAGCAGAAGGACCUAGAAGAUCAUUCAUAAAAGAGUCCAGCCAUUAAAUGAUUAAACGUUUAUUGUGCAGAGUUGUUCAACUAUCAUUACUUAGAGUAUUUUCUGGUUACUAUAGGCCUAGUUGUCUACAGUGCUCUUUCAAAACUGACUACACUCUUCUGCAUGUCUAUGAAUAAAAGUACCAAGCAAUAGCUUUAUUCUAGCUUUUGCUGCAUUUGUUAGUUUUACUUAAUGGUUCCAGUAACAGAAUUUCUGAAUCUACAGUUAGACCAGAUUUGGUUGCCUGAAUUCUUGAAAAUACAGCUUCAUUCAGAGUGGAACACACUUGUAAGAUGUGCUUAACCUUGAAGAGGUCUGAACUGUAAAUCUCAAAAUAUUUUUACAAUAAAACGUUGCAUGAAA